UAUUAUUGGAAUUGAAAUAGAUAGUAGUGUUUGAUUCUGGUGAUCAGAUCGAUCAAUUAGCAGCGAAUUGAGCAUGGCGAAAACGGUAUUGGGUAACCCUCUGGUUGUGAUCAGCCCGGAAUACUGUGCUCCUCAUCAUCUUCAAAUCUCAAUCAAGAAAAAGGUUUACUUUUUGGCUGGCAACGGAUAUGAAGUUAAAGAUGCCGCCAAUGGCACAAUCCUCUUCAAAGUCGAAAACAUCCCCACUUUCUUCAACAGCAAGGUCGUCGUCUAUGAUCCUGCCGGAAACUCCAUCCUCACUCUCCGACGAAAGGCAUUUACAUGGCGAACGAGAUGGAAAGUUUACAGGGGAGAAAGCAAAGAGGAGAAAGACCUCAUCUUCAGCGCAAGAGAAUCUUCGGCGUUUCAGUUCACCACAAACCUAGACGUGUUUUUAGCCGGCAACACAUCGGAACAAGCGUGCGAUUAUAAGAUGAAGACAAGCUACGGGCAGUCGACGUGCGAUAUCUACGUUAAACCAUCUUCUACCUUAAUUGCUCAGAUGAAGAAGAAAGUGACGGCGGGGAGUAUAUUCCUGGGAAAGGAUAAUUUCACGGUGACGCUGCAGCCAAACGUGGAUCAAGCCUUCAUUGUUGCUCUCAUAGUAAUUCUCCAAGAGAUCGUCGACUCAAGAAGAAGAAAUCAUAGUUCUUCAUGAGUAGAUCUAGUUGAUGCUAUAAACCUUUGAAAUUUUAGUUUUAACCAUUUUGUGGGGGUGUGUAUAAGUGUAUUGUUUAUUGUUCUUGAAAAAAUGUUACGGUUCAUGAUGUAAUUACUUGUAAAUUAUACGGAGUAUUGUUUUAUUAGCAAUUCAAUUAUUUAAUAUUUUCAUUCCAA
Ipomoea triloba (trilobed morning glory) is the source of this 876-nucleotide messenger RNA. Its product is annotated as protein LURP-one-related 15-like. The transcript has 2 exons. Bases 74 to 697 code for a protein of 207 amino acids. NCBI's taxonomy places the organism in Eukaryota, Viridiplantae, Streptophyta, Magnoliopsida, Solanales, Convolvulaceae. The record is from RefSeq and is a predicted model, not a curated record.